AUCUCCGAUAUGACUCACUUACUGCAUUCAGAUUAGUUUUCGUUCCUUCUUUUUUUUUUAGGUUAUCUCGGCUGGGUCGGCUGGAACGCGGGAAAGUAUUUAUACCCCGCACCCACUUCCCCCCGCACUAUUUUCCCUUCUCCCUUCUAUCUUUCAUUUCAAUUUCAAUUUAAAACAAUCGUUGCAAUGCCUCAACUCCAUACUGGAAACUCCAUCCCCGCCAUCGGGUUCGGAUGCGCAGGCUGGGGCACUGGCCCCGACGCGGCGGAGGAUCUCUUCGAUAAGAAAUUCGAGGCGGCGUACGCAAGCGGUUACAGAUUGUAUGAUUGUGCAGAGGAAUAUGGCCCUGUUGAAAAUGAUAUUGGCCGGUUGACCACCCCCGUGCGCGAGCAAGUAUAUCUCCUCACAAAAUGCCGUGAUUACCGGCCCGGCGAUACUGUGGCGACGGUUCUCCCCCGGCUGCAGGCUUCGGUGCGACGGAUGUGUCCUGGGAUGGAGAAGCCGUGUGUGGAUCUGUUCCUGAUCCAUGAGCCGGUGAUCGGGCCUGAGGGGAGAGUUGUCAUGUGGGAGGCUUUGGUUGAGUUGCAAAAGCUCGGCGAGACCAAGGAUAUCGGCGUGUCGAAUUUUGGAUUGAAGCAUCUUCUUACCCUCCCUGCUCCGAAGCCGGUGGUGAACCAGGUGGAACUGCAUCCUUGGUGCCAACACCGCGAGAUGGUGGAAUACUGCAAUAAGAAUGGCAUCAUCAUGCAAUGCUACGCACCCAACGCGCGCAACAAACACGCCGACAAUCCUGUGCUGCAGGAGAUCUCCCAGAGCGUCAACCGCUCGCCGACGCAGGUUCUUCUCCGCUGGUCGAUCCAACAUGGAUACAUCCCUCUCCCCAAGUCGGACCAUGCAGAGAGAAUCAAGCAGAACAUCGAGGUGUUUGACUUCACCCUCUCGGAGGAACAGAUGGAGAGACUGGAUGCUCUGGGGGCGGAUGGCGACCACCCUGUGUGCAAGAGCUAUGAUGAUUUCUGCGAUUGAAUAAUUAGAAUAAUCCUUAUUCACUGGUCUUAUCUUAUCGCGGUCCGCCGAGUUCGGCCUCGGACGGACUCUCCGUCCGGAUGAAUUAAUUCAAUUCCUCAAUCCAUUCCAUCAUUCCAUCAAUCCAUCAGUUCUUCUUUCUUUUUCUUCUUCUCUCUCAGUUCUCUAGCCUCCAUCUAAUCUCCUUUCCUAUCUCAAAAUGAGAACAAUCGCUCCCACCGCCCGAAUCCUCUACGUCGGCCUCGA
Penicilliopsis zonata CBS 506.65 is the source of this 1272-nucleotide messenger RNA. RefSeq lists its product as hypothetical. The transcript is spliced from 8 exons. Gene Ontology annotation, molecular function: oxidoreductase activity. NCBI's taxonomy places the organism in Eukaryota, Fungi, Ascomycota, Eurotiomycetes, Eurotiales, Aspergillaceae. The coding region runs from base 187 to 1026 and encodes 279 amino acids. The record is from RefSeq and is a predicted model, not a curated record.